CCAAAAGAUACUUCGUAAGAACUAGGUAAACCUCAACCUACGAACAAAACUGCUCCCAUCCUUAGCGCCGCUGCUGCUGAACAAUUUCUACGAAGAGGACUUGGACGAAGACGACCCCGAGGCCGCUGCUCCCAUCCUUCUGCCUAAGCGCCUCUGCAGUCUCCUCCUGACGAUUUCGACCGCCAUAGCAGGCCGACAACUUGGACGAAGACGCGGCCGCUGCUCCCUCCGACUUCGACAAAUACUCUGCUGCCGCGGCUCCCUUCGGCUUCGACUCAGUCAGCUCUCUUCCAGGUUCUGAAGAGCUAUUGGAGAUAUGUUUGGGUAAACGAAUGCUGAGUGCAUUAAUCCUUGAAGUAUGGAUCUUUUAUUUGUACAAGCAGUGUGUCCAAAAGAAUAUGAAAAAUACAUAUGGAUUUUUUGACCCUCAUUCCAUCCAAGAAGUGGGAAAUAAACCUGAUGAAGUCCAAACAUACAUAUUGUCUUACCUCGGUGAAGACAAGGAGUGUUAUCUAUUCCCAUAUUACUAUCCCAAUCAUUGGCAGUUGUUUGUGCUAUGUCCUAUGCAGAAUUCAAUUGUCUUUUUGUGCUCCUUGGGAAAUAAGCCAAAGAAAAAUAUAAAAGAGUCUUUUGGAUUUGUCUAUGCAAGCGCAUCAAAUGACUAAAAAUAAAAGGAACUCUAAACCAAAAUGGAUUCAACCAAUGACAUUCAACAAUCAAGAUUCCUUUAGUGAAAAUGACAUUAAUGAGACACGAGAGUGUUGGGCGUCUUUUUUGUGUGAAGCUAUGAGCAUUUGAAGUCAUUUUUGAAGUUAUUAGACUAUCAUUUUGUUGAAGUCAUUUUUAAAGUUAUUAGACUAUCAUUUUGUUGAAGUCAGUAGUAGUAUAUGAUGAUACUAUUGAGUUAGUAAGUAGUAUGAUACUCUCAUUUUGUUGGAGUUUAUAGUCUGAUACUUGAAUGUUGUUGGAGUUGCUAUGAAUUUUGUUGAAGUUUAUGAUACUAUUGUUAAUCUGGAAUUUUGUUGCUGAUUUUGUUUCAAUUGCCAAAAAUGUAUUAGAAAUAUAAUUGUGACAGUACAAUAACUACUAAAUGACAUUAAAUACCAAAAGGCUAAAUGAUGGUUAGCUUGUAGUGAAGAAUUAAUAACGGUUGAAAUGAAUCCGUCAUUGUACAUUCAAUAACAGUUUAAAGCAACCUGACAUUAAAUACAUUGCAUAUUAGUUGUAAUCGAACUGACAUUAAAUGUUAUAAUAACGGUCUGUAUCAAACUGACGUUAAAUGUUUUAAUCACGGUUAUAUAUAACCCGUCAUUAAAAAUUGGACAUUUGAUAACGGUUGUCACACCCGACAUGAAAAGGCAAUACUUUUAAUGAGUAUGGAAAUCAUGUCGGGAACAGAACCGACAUUAAAAGUCCAUUUUAACCGACAUUAAAAGCCAUUUUUCCACUAGUGAGCUCAAUGAACUUUUUGUUCAAAUUCAUGAUUUUGUACUCGUUUUUGUUGAUGUACAUUAGUGUUUAAGAAAAUCGUGGCCAUUUUAUUGCAAAUCAAAGUCAUUGAGAUCGUGGCCAAUAGCUGCCAGCUCUAUACUGCUCGUGAUAUAUAUAUUUCAAAUUUUAUUUCUACCUUGCAAUAAACAUGACCAGGUUCAAUGCCUGUUUAAAGUGGUCAACCUCCGUCCAAGCAGGGAUGUGGUUGUUCUUGUAGCCAUUAUCAUUUUCAUCAGGUUAGAGGUGUAAGACAUGUGACUUGUAGAGAUGGCAAUCUUAUUCCAAGUUACCGGUUGAUGGUUAGCUCAGGCCUUGCAAGUGAACUACGUUUUAUUAUGACCCAAUUUUUACACUCGUUAGUAAUGUAUUUUUUAGAUGUCUUUGAGUAACCUGACAUUUUACACUCUGAAUUCUUAAUCAUUUUCAUUUAGGAUCCAAAUGCAAACAACUUGAUUGCAAGCACAACCUUUUAUUCAGAGUACAUUAGCCAUGCUGUGUUUGGUGAACUUUACAGGAGUUCCACUUUUUAUUUUCUCAAUGUAAAAUAUAUAUUAUUGCUUCAUUGAAGGAUUUUGAAGGUUUUUUUUUCAUGAAAAGCCAUAUUUCAUUAUUUUAUAAUAAUCAUUGUUUGAAUACUUCGUUAUUAGUCAUUAUCUCUAUGUAACUAUUUCUAUAUCUCACAUGAGUUUUGCAGACAUGGAUCAACGCGAAGGGUACAUGAUGAUCUUAUGAAGAUGAUGAUCUUAUGAAGAAGAAUGCCAACUAAUUUAGUCAUAAGUGGAGCUUAUCUAAUCUUAUAGAAUUGGAUGAUCUCAAAUUAGUUUCUCUUAGAUUAGUUAGCAUUGGAAUGUUGGAAUGUGUUGACAUUUGGGUUGUAAAUGUACUGCUUGUUUCUUUUAGAUUAGGUGGCAUUGAGAUUUCCAUAUUGGAGUGUAUAUGACAUUUGGGUUGUUAAUGAUAAUGUUUGUUCUCGGUAAAGGAGCACUUUUCAUUUC
Molecule: messenger RNA, 2486 nt
Organism: Cuscuta epithymum
Lineage: Eukaryota; Viridiplantae; Streptophyta; Magnoliopsida; Solanales; Convolvulaceae
Source: the annotation of a GenBank genome assembly